Molecule: messenger RNA, 1490 nt
Organism: Xyrichtys novacula (pearly razorfish)
Lineage: Eukaryota; Metazoa; Chordata; Actinopteri; Labriformes; Labridae
Source: the annotation of a GenBank genome assembly
AUGGGCAACCAAGCAGCGGACUCCGCAGCCAAAGCAGCCGCAGGAUAUCAUGAGAAGCUCCUGUUGGUAAGACCAGACACAGAGACACAAAUGACAAAACUGUCCCUUACAGAAAUCUCAAAAGAACAGGACCUAGCCUCACCUGAAGAGAAGACAGUGUGGAAACUCAGAGGCGCAGUCCUAUCGGAAGGGACCUGGAGAUCCCCAGAUGGAAGGUUGGUUCUGCCACCUGGGCUCAAAGACAGUAUCUUCUCAGAAGCACAUGGAGUUGGCCAUGCAGGCAUCUCCCAGAUGAAAGUGGACCUCAAAGAAUGGUGGCACCCCUUCCUACAUGACAUGCUAAAGGAGUGGGUAAGACACUGCACUGUUUGUACACACCACAACACCAGACCUACAUACAAACCCGGGGUGGGUAAGUUCCAACUAAAAACACGUCCAGGGAAAGAAAUCAUCAUUGAUUUUACAGAUAUGGUUAACUCAGUCCGAGGGUACAGGUAUGUUUUGAUGUGUGUUGAUGCAUUUACAGGAUGGCCAGAAGCAUGGCCAGUGAAAAGAGAGGACAGCAAAUCAGUAGUUAAGUGUCUCAUCAACCAUUACAUCCCACAGCAUGGCUUCCCAGAAAAGAUCAGGUCGGACAAUGGGUCACACUUCAAGAACCAGGACCUCCAGUACGUGGAGGCCAUGUUGGGACUUAAACAUGGUUUUGGGUCCGUGUACCAUCCUCAAUCUCAGGGUAAGGUUGAGAGGAUGAACCAGACAGUCAAGAACAGGCUGUCAAAGAUUUGUGCCCACACAGGGCUGAACUGGGUGGAUGCUCUACCGCUCGCCCUCAUGUCCAUCCGAUCCUCAGUAAACAGGACAACUGGACACACCCCAUUCGAGCUCGAACGUGGUCGACCUUUUCCAGGGCCAGAGCGAGCCCUGCAAAACACUGACCCUCCUCCCUCUCACAUGCACCAGAAAGAUUAUUAUGUACAACUGCAAUCUGUUCUCUCUGAAUUUGCUAAGCAGGUGCGAGACAGCAAAGACGGCACCAAAGACGGUGACCUACCCAUCACUGACUGGGUCCUCCUUCGGGUCAUCAAGAGAAAGUGGAGCGAGCCUAGGUGGACAGGACCAUUUCAGGUGACCGAGAGAACCUCCCACGCAGUCCGGCUGGACGGGAAAGGUGACACCUGGUUCCACCUCACUCAGUGCGCCCCAGCUGUAACACCUCAACGCUCCCUGAAGGAAGUGCGGCAGGAUCUUGCAGCAGCUGCAGCAGGAAACCAAACCAAAGAGCCACACACCUCCAGAAAAGACACAGGGCAGAAUAAUCCCUGCAACGAAAAAGGCACAGGGUAGUCUACCCCUGACCACCUGAAGAAAGGAGACAACAUCCUGCAGGACGUCGGCUGACAACUGCUCUAGUAGACAACGAAGCUACGCUGCAAAGACACAGGGCAGAAUAAUCCCUGCAACGUAAAGGGCACAGGGUAGUCUACCCCUGA